Rhipicephalus sanguineus (brown dog tick) is the source of this 972-nucleotide messenger RNA. RefSeq names its product transmembrane protein 53-B. The transcript has 3 exons. Lineage: Eukaryota; Metazoa; Arthropoda; Arachnida; Ixodida; Ixodidae. Bases 42 to 962 code for a protein of 306 amino acids. The record is from RefSeq and is a predicted model, not a curated record.
UAAGGUGCGGCUGUUUUCUACUUCAGUUUGCGACUUUAAAAAUGGAGGCCACGACGACGUCGACGAGUGGUUCACCGCUCAGCGACGAAGGGAAGCGGAGAGGUUCGCGCAAGGAUGAAGACCUCGAGUACGACAUCACUUUCCCGACCGCCGACAAGCAGCUCACUCUGCCGACGGCUAAGGAGCCCGUCGUCUACUUACUCGGCUGGGCCGGCUGCAAGGACAAGCACCUGUCCAAGUACGGUGCCAUCUACGAAGAUCAAGGGUGCAUCACGAUCCGUUACAUCGCCCCGGUCGAAGAGCUCUUCAAGCGAAGCUAUGGUGGCGCAUUGGAGGAACAAGCGUAUGCACUACUUGGCCUGCUGGAGGACUUCAAGCUCGAAGAGCACCCGCUGUUCUUUCACGCGUUCAGCAACGGUGGAGCAUUUGUCUACUCGCUGUUGAAUCGACACUUCAGGGAUGACGUCCAGAUAAUGUCGAAGAUCCGAGGUGUGAUUUUUGACAGUGGACCUGCUCGUGUCGGCUUCUGGCAGAGCGUCAGCGUGAUGGCAACCUUCGUCAGAGGUCGCUCCCUGUUCCGCUACACCGUGGCUUUCUUCUGGGCGUUGGCCAUGUGGCUGUACUCGGCAUUGACCUCAAUUGGCAACCUCGUUCUCGGCACUAGAUUUCACCGGUGCGAGAGUACCUACGACGCCCUGCUCGCCGAGAGCCCCCUGUGUCCGCAGCUGUUCCUCUACUCGGAAAAGGACGCCGUCUGCUCGCACCAGAGCAUCCACGCAUUUGCGGACGCACGCCGUGCUAAAGGCGUUCCGGUCGAAGAAGUGUUCUGGCAGGACUCUCCACACGUGCAGCACUUUGUUCUCCACCGAAACCAGUACGUCACGAGUGUCACCGACUUUAUGCGUCGCUGCCUCGAAGGCACCAUUCAGGUAUCCUCGCCUAUUGUCAAGAAAGAUCGCUGAUGGGUUCACU